Babesia ovata is the source of this 1263-nucleotide messenger RNA. Its product is annotated as surfactin synthetase A, putative. The coding region runs from base 1 to 1263 and encodes 420 amino acids. The record is from RefSeq and is a predicted model, not a curated record. The transcript has a single exon. NCBI's taxonomy places the organism in Eukaryota, Apicomplexa, Aconoidasida, Piroplasmida, Babesiidae.
AUGAAGGCUACGUCGCAUCCAUUAGGGGUUGAAAGGCGCCCUGCCAGGGCCGGCCACCUAAAUUCGCCUAGAAGGGGCACAACCGCGCUGAGGGAACACGCUUCUUUUCCUUCUGACGUAUUUUCAGCACUAUGGCGUCGGUCAGACCGUGCUGCUCGUGACGAUAUCUCUCCUACUGCCUUGCGGAGCAAGUCUGCUGCGUCGCGUCAAAUAGUGCCUAAGUGGAAUGGCUGGCGCUACAAACACGAUUCCGAUGGCGCGUCGGAAUCGAGCGGAUCUUGUCAAGAGGCACACACGACAAGCACGUACACAACGGCGCUCUACAAUAAGCUGUCUUCAAUGUUCUACGAGUUCAAGGGGUACAUGUACAGCAAUUGGCAGAUGUACAGCGCAGCUGCCAACGAUAGGCCGUCAGCGUCGGGGCAAAUAGAACCAUGCAACCCUACGUCGAAGCGCUUCAUGUGGACCAUGGAUAGCCUGGUUGGCAACAAAGGAAAUGCCGACCCGUUCGUCGCGUUCAUCCCCAGCUUCUCGACCUUGAAGCCGGGCUACGAGUUCAGCGACGCGUUCGUGCCACACCACGACCAUUUCGUGGACUGUUUCGCGUUGUUCAUUGAGGGCAGCGCUUCGCCGGGGAACACCACCGAGCCUCUGCGGCGCACGGAAAGCAACACCUCGGUGGAGAGCAUGGGCGACAACCUGAUUUGCGAGCUUGUGAACAAGGUUUCGCAAGAGGUUAUUUCUGAGUCCGGGCCGUAUCAAUGCGUUUUCGAGGAAGAAAUUGAUUCCCGGACGCCAAACGAUGGCCUACGCAAUUUGAUGAGCGAAUUGCCGAUAAGUAGCGGGAGGAUUAAGUUCUUUCAAACCAUAAAGUCGCUGGGAAAGACUUGGGAAAAUCGUCACAGGCGUCAGGGCAGCCCGGUUUCGAGAGCAUCGGAUCCUGGGCCUGUCGAGUGUAGCUCCCCCGCCAGCUACAUAAAGAACCGCCUUGGGGUGCUCAGCGAGUACCUGGCCCGUAGGUCUGAGGGGGCGCUCAGCGCAGCAUCGUUGAAGUCAUACUUCGGCAACCUGCGUGCAAGGCGAAGUGCCGACUCCGGAGACUCGUCAGCAAGCGACGAGAACGCGCGAAACCGCCUGGAGGAGCACAUUCAAAUUCACACAGGACACUGGGACGAGUUCCAAUACGACGAUAUCGAGGUCAUCCUCCGAGACGACGACAACAACUCGGUGGUGCAACUUCCCUACGGGUGCGUUAUCAUGUGA